Molecule: messenger RNA, 1176 nt
Organism: Trichoderma citrinoviride
Lineage: Eukaryota; Fungi; Ascomycota; Sordariomycetes; Hypocreales; Hypocreaceae
Exons: 4
Coding region: 1-1176 (391 amino acids)
Source: RefSeq, a predicted model, not a curated record
AUGUCUCCCGUCGCCUCGGCCAUUGGAGACCGCACCGCUCUAGUGGUUGGAGCUUCUGGCAUCACUGGAUGGGCCAUUGUGCGGGAAGCCCUCACAUAUCCAACGUCCACCACAUUUAGUCGCGUCAUUGGACUCACAAACCGACCACUGGAUCGAGCGAAGUCCUUCCUGCCUGAGGAUAGCCGCCUUACGCUGGCUCACGGAGUGGACCUCACCGCGAGCGUGGACGAUGUCGUAGCCAGGUUGGCCGAUGUUGACGGUAUCAAGGAUGUCACAGACGUAUACUUUGCUGGUUUUGACAUUCUUAAAGAGGUCAACGUCCGCAUACUCGAAACAGCUGUCCAAGCAGUCGAGCGAGUCAGUGCGAAUUUGCGAUUCUGGACUCUUCAGACAGGCGGCAAGUCGUACGGGUUUGUGCAUGUUCCGCAGCUGGGAUUUCCAAAAGUGCCCGCCAAGGAAACAGACCCGCGUAUUCCACAACCAUACCAAGAUCAAGUCUUCUACUAUUCUCAGUACGAUGCUCUCAAGAGGCUCUCCGCUGAGAAGAAUUGGCGCUUCGCUGAGAUCCGCCCAGACUUAGUGAUCGGCUUCGUACCCGGUGGCGGCAACGCAAUGAACUAUGCUCAGGCUCUCGGCAUUUUCCUUAGCUUCUAUGCAUAUCGCGAAGAAGACUCUUCCGGGAAGAAGAAGACCGUUCCAUAUCCUGGUCCUCCAGCUGCGUACAACAGCCAUUAUACUGAGAUUGGACAAACAACAUUGGCUAGAGCACACAUAUUUGCUUCUGGUCUGAAAAGAGCACCAAAUGGCGAGAUUUACAACGUGGGAGAUUCUCCGGUUACUACAGGGAACAAUUGGGCUGAGAAAUGGGCGUCGAUUUGCGGCAUGUUUGGCCUUGCAGGCGUUCCCCCAGAGAAAACGGCCGGCUUUAGUGUGGCGGCGUACAUGGCGCAACAUCGCGAGGAAUGGGAGAGCUUCGAGACCCAUCAUGACUUGAUGCCGGGUAUCAUUCAGAGGACGAGCUGGGAGUUCAUGGAGGUGCUUACGUCGUUGCCGGUGUUCGACAGACACUAUGAUUUGACCAAGGCAAGGGCUGCAGGGUUCGAGAGUCGUUCGAAUGUGCUGAAAAAUUACGAAGAGGCCUUUGGCUUGAUGAAGGCUGCCAAGAUGAUUCCUUAG